Molecule: messenger RNA, 1770 nt
Organism: Nicotiana attenuata
Lineage: Eukaryota; Viridiplantae; Streptophyta; Magnoliopsida; Solanales; Solanaceae
Exons: 4
Coding region: 1-1770 (589 amino acids)
Source: RefSeq, a predicted model, not a curated record
AUGGCUAUCGGCGAUUCAGACGAUUCGAACAAUCUGACUGGCACCGCUGUGCAUGUCCCAGUUCCAGGAAAUUCCGGAAUUGAUCCUGGUGAUCCUUUGUAUCUGCAUCCAUCGGAUAACCCCGGAGCUAUGCUUGUCUCUGUCGCAUUCAGUGGAAUUGGCUAUCGCUCAUGGAGACGUAGUGAAUUGCGAGGACUAUCAGUGAAGAACAAAUUAGGGUUCAUCAACGGUGAAUGUAAGCGUCCAGAUCCUCAAUCACCUACAUUUCGUCAGUGGGAACGUUGUGAUGAUAUGGUAACUUCGUGGAUACUUAAUUCACUAUCCAAAGAAAUAACAUACAGCGUCGAAUACGCAAAUGAUGCCAUGGAGCUAUGGAUUGAAUUGGAAGAUAGGUAUGAGCAGACGAAUGGAGCCAGAUUAUAUCAAAUACAGAAGGAAAUAAAUGAUACAUCUCAAGGGACUCUCGAUAUCACUAGUUAUUAUACAAAAUUGAAGAAACUUUGGGAAGAGUUGAGCACUUUGAGCAAAAAUUCACAAUGUACAUGUACUUGUAUCUGUGGAGCAAAGGAAAAUUUUUACAAGGCUGAACAGGAUAGACGUCUAAUACAGUUUCUCAUGGGCCUAAAUGAAACCUACACUGUAAUCCGAGGUAGCAUCCUCAUGAUGAACCCACUCCCUAAUUUUGCUCAAGCGUUUUCUCUCCUAAUACAAGAUGAAAAGCAGAGGGAAAUCAAACCACAUACUCAGCUGUUUGUUGAAUCUACCUCCAUGAAUGUUACUAGCUCCAGACCUAAUGGUUAUAGAACCAACUACUCAUCGAACAACAACAAUCAUACUGGGCAAGGAAGGGGGAGACCUAUGUGUGACUAUUGUAAGAAGCCAGGGCAUACCAAAGACAAAUGCUUCAAAUUACAUGGCUAUCCUGAGAGUUUUGGACAGUCUCGCAAUCAAAAUUACAAUCCAAAUCAACAGUUCAACCAGAAUUUUCAGAGUUUCAAUCGCAAUCAGAACUUCAGCAAAGGGAAAAGAAUAGUAGCUAAUGUACAUGGUGAUCACUCUUCAGAAAUGCCAUCCAACAAAGGAGAAGCACAAUGUGACUUAAACACAGACCAAACUAUCAGCCUGUCAAAGGAGCACUAUGGACAAAUUUUGAAUUUGCUUCAGCAUUUUCAAGCCAGCAAUGGAGGAGACAAUGCAAAUACCAGCAAUUCUAUCAAUGGAGCUGUAAACUUCGCAGUUGUUUUACCAAAUGGAUACAAAGUAAAAGUAACUGAGAUUGGUAGUGUAGCCCUUGUGCCUGACAUCACUUUACAUAAAGCCCCUUCAAUGAAGAGGCCUCUGGAGAUUGGUAAAGCUUGUGAUGGACUAUAUCUUCUUUGCCCAAAGUGUCUGAGAAACCAGUAUUCAGGGUACAAGGUCUUAAAUCUUGCCACAAAAAGGAUAUCUAUAUCCAGAGAUGUUGUCUUUGUUGAAAGUGUGUUCCCUUUUGCUUUGUCUCUUGAUACUUCUUCUUUUCCCUCUAUUCUUAAUGAGUUUCCACCCACUGAUGCAACUCAAGAAGGUACCAACUUUGCUGAUGAAAGUGACAAUGGCCCUAGUGUUACACAUAAUCCUUCUCAGUAUCCAGAACCAGAUAACCACCCUGAAAAUUCACCCUAUCAAUUCCCAGAUGUUACACAAAAUCCUUCUCAGUAUCCAGAACCAGAUAACCAUCCUGAAAAUCCACCUUAUCAAUUCCCAGAUCCCCUGUUCCUAUCCCAUCACCAGUAG